GCACGUCACAUUUCCGAAUUAUUCCAUGAAAGUCGCACUACUUGCUUAGCAGUGGUGGUCCUGGCCGUUGCCUUGGCAAAGCCGGGCAAAAAAGGCGACAAACAUUCCAAGGACGAGCACCAGAAGAGCGACGAUGACAAGGACCAUAAGGACGACCAGGAGCAUCAGGACGACGAAAAGGAAAAGGACGAAAAGAAGCACAAGGACGGCAAACACCACAAGAAGCAUGAGGACGAUGAGGAUCACAAGGAUGAGAAGAAACACAAGGACGAUAAACACCACAAGAAACAUGGGGACGACAAGGACAAGAAAGAGAAGAAGAAGCACAAGCACGAGAAACAUCAUGGGAGCGAUUCUUCGUCAGACUCCAGUGAAGAAAAGAAGCACCACAAAAAAUCGACAACCCCGAAAGAAGAGGACGCAACGCCGAAUCCUGGAGACUCUGAUGCUUCAACCCAUGUAACCAAGAAAGGAAAAGGGGUUUUUGCAAGUUCUACGACCCCUUCAAAAGAUGCCACGAAAUCACAGUGA
Messenger RNA from Ostertagia ostertagi, 531 nucleotides. The record is from the annotation of a GenBank genome assembly. Lineage: Eukaryota; Metazoa; Nematoda; Chromadorea; Rhabditida; Trichostrongylidae.